AGUGCUUAUUAACUUCCGGGGCGCUCUGUUAUAAGAUGAAAUGUUUUGGUUCUGUCAACUCCUCCCAACUUUAGCCUGGGUUUGGGUCCGUGUAUUUGUGUAUAGGCGACUUUUGAAUUGUUAGCAGUGUCACCAAUGGACGCAAUGCACAAACACCGUGCACUUUAUAAAGGAACGACACCACCAUGGAAAGAAACGUAUCGGAAGCGCUGCGUGGACAGGUUGAAAAACAGCCGGUCCAGGCUGCUGGAGAGGUACCGUCAGACGGGAGAGAGUCCGCAGCGCAGCGGCUCCGGGGCCUCCAUCAUCGUCCAGGAGGUGAUGGAGGAAGAGUGGAGCGCCCUUCAGUCAGAGGACCGGAGACUGCCCUCCCUAUGGGGGCCGGAGGGCAUUACAGAGAUGUUCAGUGUUAUGAAAGAAUAUGACGAGCUGGCAGUCCUGGAAGAAAUCCAACAAGAGCUCAUGUCUCAAGAAAUGUCUAUUAUUGAUGAGUAUGAGAGAAACCUGCUGUUUGAACAGCAGUACAUCUCGUCUGUUGUGGAAGGGAUGGAAGAGAUGCAUAUUAUUUGCCCCAUGUGUCGCGCGAACAAUUUAAAUAUCAACAGCCAUUUUAUCUCCUGUCCCUGUGGAGUGUACAUCAACACUAAGAAACGUAACAUAACUCCAGACGUCCUGCGCCAUCUGCUAGAGUCCCGGGUGUCAGAGCACAUGGAAGACUGUCUCCACAACCCUGUUUUCUCUGUAGCUGCAAACACUGACAGCACUUCAAACCUGAUGAUCAGCUGCAAGGUACAGCAAAGUCUGCCAAGUCACCUGGGGAUUUCACGGGGUGGUGGACAAUAUAACAUAAAGGUAGAACAAACAUGGAGGAGAGUUAAUGUGACCCACAACCUGGUAAUUUUAAACAGGAGGGGGAAAUUUCUGGAGGCCCGUGAUGGAACACAAUUACAGCACCAGUGUGUAGGAUUUAGUGACAUCUAGGGGUGAAGUUGUAUAUUAAAACCCUCUUUCUUUUGUUUCACGCUCCCCAAGAGAAACAAUGGUGGCGUUCAGGUAGCAUUAGAACAUAUAAACCCUCCCCUUAGCCACUGUACAAACUGAACUGAUUUUGAAAUAAAAAAUGAAAGUGUAUUUUUAAUUUCGUACCACUCAGACAUAAAUGAAUAAAAUUGCAUUCCGCACAUUUUCAGUUGCAGUACUGGUGUUGCCAUUUGUCUUCACUGUCUUCACAAAUCUACUUCCUCUGU
Molecule: messenger RNA, 1247 nt
Organism: Solea senegalensis (Senegalese sole)
Lineage: Eukaryota; Metazoa; Chordata; Actinopteri; Pleuronectiformes; Soleidae
Gene: rpain
Product: RPA interacting protein
Exons: 6
Coding region: 136-981 (281 amino acids)
Biological process (GO): protein import into nucleus
Cellular component (GO): nucleus; PML body
Source: RefSeq, a predicted model, not a curated record